CAUUUUCACAUUUCAAGCCUUCGUAUCAGUCUAUAAUCUAAUAUACCACCUUCCCUUUUCUCAAGGACACAGCUCACUCGAAUUCAGUCCAAAACCUUACCCAUUCCAAUUCCAUUCAAGUUUUCAUUCCCAGAAAGGUAAUGAACUUCUAAGCUUUCAAAAUUCUCAUGUUUUAUCCUUUUGUCUAGAAAGAUUUCAUAUUAGUCUUCACUUACCCAUCAAAGCUGCGUACCAGAACACUAUAAAAAUCUCAGCUUUAUAUCAUUUUCAUACAAUUUAUUUAUAUGAUAUAUUUACUGGGGUAAAGCAAAAUGGCAUCUACAUCAGCAGCUUGGCUGUACCAAGAUAAAGGAUUGAGGUGUACAGUCUCUGCAGAUGGCUUUAUUGCUAGGAACCCAUGUUUGAAGUUGCAGACAUCAUUUUUAAGUUCUCAAACAUUUCAAGUCAGAAUUGGCUUAACUGGUUCAUUGAAGAGAGUACCUGCACUGUCUUCAAUCAAAUGUGAGAAGAAAGACGAAAACUCAAAGAAAGAUGAAAACUAUAAAAAAGUUUCUGUUGAGCGCCCACCAUACUACAGCUAUUUAGACUCAACAUCUGGGGAGCUUGAACCGGCAUCUGGUGCUCGUGCCAGCAUUCCAGAGCAGGAUUAUUGGCCAGAAGGCACUGCUAGUCGAGUAAGGGCUGCCAAUGCUCCCGAGCCUACAGGUAAAUCUGUUGGAUCUCCAUCAUUCGGAAAGAGUCCUGGAAGUAGGAGGAAGAAGCAUUUAACAUCAGUUGCUGCUCAUGAAACCUCUGAAGUAAUUGUAGAGUCCAGUGAUUUAGUAGAAUCUGAAAGUUCAGAUGAUUCCAUGGACGAUGCCAAAGAGAAAUCCGAAUUCGUUGAGUAUCAGAGUGAACCAGAUAAGGAAGAAAAUACUGGAUAUGAGCUCGACAAAAAAUUGGGACGUCCUCAUGCUUUCAUUGAUCCAAGAGUGAAGAAACCAAUUGGGGAAUCACUUACAAGUGAAGAACUCUGGUGGAACUGGAGAAAACCAGACAAGGAACAGUGGUCUAGGUGGCAAAGAAGACGACCUGACGUUGAAACGGUCUUUCUCAAAGCAAUGGCAGAGACUGGGCAGGUAAAGCUUUAUGGUGACCAUCCCACAUUGACUGAAACUGCUCUUUUCAGAGCUAGACGACACCUAUUUAAGGAAGAGAGGCUUCAAGAUGAACGAGAGAGGCUGAGUAGAGAUGGUCCGUUAUCUUACUAUUCAGAAUGGGUAAAAGCUUGGAAGAAGGACACUUCAAGGGAAGCUAUUCAGAAGCAUUAUGAAGAGACUGGUGAAGAUGAAAUAGCUCAACUAAUCGACAUGUUCUGUCAUCAAACAGACAGAGAGUAUCGCAUAAUGAUGGGAACUGAUAUCCGCAUACCCAGAGAUCCUCUAGCCAUGCGAAUGCGCGAGGAUCAAAUAAAGCAAAUAUGGGGCGGCGAUCCAGUUUAUCCAACUGUAAACUAUAUUCAAGAACCAGAUAAAGUGAUUGAUUAUAGGGGCCCAGAUUUUCAUGAACCAACACCUAAUAUGCUCGAUUUUCUUAAGGAGCAUGGCAAAAUCAUAUCCAGGGAAGAGCUUGAAAAGCUUCUAGCAAAAGAUAAGACUGAAGAAGUUCAGGUACCAGAAAUAGAAGAAGCUAUGGCACAGGCUGUUGACAUUGGUGAAAACGAGGAUGAAAGUGAGGAUAGUGAGGCUGAGGAGGUCGAGGUUGAGGUUGUAGAUGACGGGAAAGUUAAACGCAAUUGGAGUAUUUUGAAAACGACUCCCGGCAAGUCAAAGGGCAAAACCAAAACUAAACCUAAAAAGAAUGGCGGCGGUAUGUCGUUGGACGAGGCUGUAGAAGAUUCAGAGAACUUGACUGAUUUUCUUUUGGACUUUGAAGAAGAAGAGUAAACUCCUUUUCUUUAUAAUUCACAUUUCACUAUAGAUUUUCUAGGAGAAUCAAAAUAGGAAAGAAAAAGAAUAUUGUAAGGAACUUAGGCUCACAAAAAAAACUAUUAGUAACAAACAUCAUUGGCAUAGGUGUAAGGUUGGAAUUUAUUGAGGUUCUAUUCAUAAAAAUAGUGAUAGUUGCUAUUUUGGGAUCAGUGAGUUGAAAUGGGCUAUGGUUUAAUUUCACAAAUACCACUCAAUGCAAUUAUUAUUAGGGAUUUUCACACAAAAUACUUAAAAUGAUAUAUAUAUUUUUUUUACAUUUGUGCUGAAAAAUGCCAUUCUUCACA
Molecule: messenger RNA, 2254 nt
Organism: Cannabis sativa
Lineage: Eukaryota; Viridiplantae; Streptophyta; Magnoliopsida; Rosales; Cannabaceae
Product: protein PLASTID TRANSCRIPTIONALLY ACTIVE 12, chloroplastic
Exons: 11
Coding region: 312-1925 (537 amino acids)
Biological process (GO): response to light stimulus; plastid transcription; positive regulation of DNA-templated transcription
Cellular component (GO): nucleus; chloroplast
Source: RefSeq, a predicted model, not a curated record